AAAAAAAUGAUCAAUGCAACCAUUUUAAGUACAUUUUCCUUGUUAGGAUUAGAUGACACGACAACAAAGCACAGAAUGACUCUUUUCUCUCUGACUUUAUUGUGUUACGGUGUGAUUCUACUUGUUAAUGGGGCUCUUAUUGUUACUAUCAUAUUCGAAGAAAAGCUUCAUGAACCCAUGUACAUCUUCCUAUGUAAUUUGUGCAUUAAUAGUCUUUAUGGGACAGCAGCCUUUUACCCCAAAUUCCUUUAUGAUCUGUGGUCUAACACUCAUGUCAUAUCUUACACCGGUUGCUUGUUGCAGGUCUUUGUUAUAUACUCCUAUUGCGCAACCGAUUUGUCUAUUCUAGCCCUGAUGGCAUACGACCGAUAUGUGGCUAUAUGUCGACCACUGGAGUAUCACUCUGUUAUGACUAAACAAAAUGCUCUUUUGAUGGUGUGUUUCUCCAGACUUAUACCUUUGCUUUGUAAGGCUGUUGUGGUUAUAAUGACAUCCCAACUUAAAUUAUGUGGCUCCCACAUAGAAAAACUUUAUUGUGAGAACUGGUCAAUCCUUAAACUUUCCUGCGGUUCAAUAACAACAAACAGUAUUGUCGGGUUUAUCGUCAUAGUUUUCUAUUUUGGGCAUGACCUUUUCAUCGUGUGUUCAUAUGUGCAGUUAGUAAAAUCUGUUUUAAAGUCGAGAAAGGGAAGGAGGAAGUUCAUGCAGACGUGUGUGCCACAUUUAUUAUGCUUGUUUAACGUCUCAGUUGCUCUGCUUUUCGACCUCAUGUAUGCUAGAUAUGGAUCAAGCUCUGUGUCACAGGGUGUAAAGAACUUCAUGGCCAUACAGUUUCUCAUGAUUCCACCUAUUCUCAACCCUAUUAUUUAUGGACUUAAACUGACUCAGGUCCGCAACAGUUUUUUAAGUUUGUGUAAAGUCAACAAACAGUUAAAAGGAUCAGGCUGA
This is a messenger RNA of Anoplopoma fimbria (sablefish), 948 nucleotides long. RefSeq names its product olfactory receptor 52D1-like. Gene Ontology annotation, biological process: G protein-coupled receptor signaling pathway. Gene Ontology annotation, molecular function: G protein-coupled receptor activity; olfactory receptor activity. The record is from RefSeq and is a predicted model, not a curated record. Gene Ontology annotation, cellular component: membrane. Bases 7 to 948 code for a protein of 313 amino acids. The transcript has a single exon. Lineage: Eukaryota; Metazoa; Chordata; Actinopteri; Perciformes; Anoplopomatidae.